UCCUCUUCGAAGCGCUACAGCCCCAAAGCCCUACACUGCCAAACACCUUCCUCACCAUGAGAAAAAGGUAGUGUGACUCGAAACAUGGGAAACCAAGGGGAGUGACAAGCUAGAAGGCUAGCCAUUGUAUUUUGGAUGUAGAGUUGAGUUGUAGAUUAUUCUUGGCAAAAGGUGCAUAUCACCCCCUCAACUCAACAACUGGUGGCAAAUCACCCCCUCAGCUCAUUUCACGCGCAAAUCACCCCCUCAACUCACCUGCAGUGGCAAAUCAGCCCCUCUGUUAAGGCUUCCGUUAACAUUUAACAGUCCACUCACAAGCCCUUCCUCUGUGUCUGACGUGGCCUUUUUUUGCUGAGGUGGAGGCACACCUGGACAAAUACCUCAAAAUCAGCAUCGGAAUGCAAGCAUCGCUUUCUUCUCUCUUCCCGUUAAAACCUCCAAAGAUCUGCCAAACUCAGACGAAGAAACUUCAGCAGAUGCUCAGCCCUCGUUGUUUUCUCUGGCUGGAUGUGACCAAUACUAGUUAGACUAUUCAGGAAAUUCCCCAUGUUUGAAAGUCCUGGAGCAUCUCAUAGUCCUCAUCUUCGCAAGCUUGGCAACAGAGCUAUUGUCUCGGACCUAUGUGAACUAAACUUUUCGUGAUAGUAACCAACUCACCGUGAUUAGUUUGCAUCUUUACUUUGCUGUAUUUAUGCAAUGUAUAUUUUGAGUCUGUGGCAUUGGAACUGAAUAAAAUAAUGAUUUAAGACUGCUAUUCCAUUCUUCUGAAAAGUGUGAACUUGUUCAAGACUUGUAGAAAGUUGACCACAACUCAUGCAUUUGAGAACAUGCAUCAAUUUAACUGCAUUAUUCUUGAAAAUUAGGAAUGGAAGUUCCACUUUUAAACAAGAAGCAUUGCCACUGAUGCUUUAAUCAAAUGCACUAGGUCACCCCCAUGAACAGUUCCUAUUGUUAUUUAUCCAUCCUGACAUCCAUCAAAAGUUUUUGCUUCUUUUUUUUCAUUAAUAUAUGUUUUCCUAUUUUCUUUUACAUCUUGUAUGAUCCAUUUAAUUUAAUUUAAUUUUUUUUCAAGUACAAGUGAUCCUGCAAAUAGUGUCCAAGAAGGUUAUGUGUUUCCGUUGGUGCUGGGUGAAAUGAAGGGUGCAAGUUUACCACUGCCGAGUGCAGCUAUAUUGCCUUCUCCCAUCUUGCUAUGGAGGUUUAAGGUCUGAUAUUUUAGUGU
Molecule: messenger RNA, 1222 nt
Organism: Rubroshorea leprosula
Lineage: Eukaryota; Viridiplantae; Streptophyta; Magnoliopsida; Malvales; Dipterocarpaceae
Source: the annotation of a GenBank genome assembly